Messenger RNA from Panicum virgatum (switchgrass), 1871 nucleotides. RefSeq names its product protein DETOXIFICATION 40-like. The transcript has 7 exons. Gene Ontology annotation, cellular component: membrane. The coding region runs from base 121 to 1617 and encodes 498 amino acids. The record is from RefSeq and is a predicted model, not a curated record. Gene Ontology annotation, biological process: xenobiotic detoxification by transmembrane export across the plasma membrane. Gene Ontology annotation, molecular function: xenobiotic transmembrane transporter activity; antiporter activity. NCBI's taxonomy places the organism in Eukaryota, Viridiplantae, Streptophyta, Magnoliopsida, Poales, Poaceae.
CGAGGCGACAAUAAAUUCGCCGGCUGCCCGCCUACCCGCGCCUCCUCCGAUCCCUGCGGCUUUCUUUCCUUUUCCUACCCAGCCUGCGGCGCCCAGGCAAGCAAGCAGCAGCGUCCGUCCAUGGCCGGCGGGGACGACGACGCGCACGGCGGGUCCGGGGCCCGGCUGGAGAGCAUCCUGGCGGACGCGUCGGCGCCGCGGGCGCGGCGCGCGUGGGCAGCGGGCGCCAUCGAGCUGCGCCUGCUGAUGCGCCUGGCGGCGCCGGCGGUGGUCAUGUACAUGAUCAACUACCUCAUGUCCAUGUCCACGCAGAUCUUCGCCGGCCACCUCGGCAACCUCGAGCUCGCCGCCGCCUCGCUCGGCAACACCGGCAUCCAGAUCUUCGCCUACGGCCUCAUGCUGGGCAUGGGCAGCGCGGUGGAAACGCUCUGCGGCCAGGCCUACGGCGCCCAGAAGUACGAGAUGCUCGGCAUCUACCUGCAGCGCUCCGCCGUGCUCCUGUGCGCCACCGGCGUGCCCCUGGCCGUGAUCUACGCCUUCUCCGAGCCGCUCCUGGUGCUCCUGGGGCAGUCGCCGGCGAUCGCCCGCGCCGCCGCCGUCUUCGUCUACGGCCUGGUCCCGCAGAUCUUCGCCUACGCCAUCAACUUCCCCAUCCAGAAGUUCAUGCAGGCGCAGAGCAUCGUGCUCCCGAGCGCCUACAUCUCCACCGCCACGCUCGCGCUGCACGUGCUCCUGAGCUGGGCCGUCGUCUACAAGGCCGGCCUCGGGCUGCUGGGCGCCUCCCUGGUGCUCAGCCUCAGCUGGUGGGUCAUCGUCGCCGCGCAGUUCGCCUACAUCGUGACGAGCCCCAAGUGCCGGCACACGUGGACGGGGUUCACCUGCCAGGCGUUCUCGGGCCUCGGGGACUUCCUCAAGCUCUCCGCCGCGUCCGCCGUCAUGCUCUGCCUCGAGACCUGGUACUUCCAGGUCCUCGUGCUCAUCGCCGGCUUGCUCCCGAACCCUGAGCUUGCCCUGGAUGCGCUCUCUGUUUGCAUGACGAUUUCAGGGUGGGUGUUUAUGAUCUCGGUAGGAUUCAAUGCCGCUGCAAGUGUGAGGGUGAGCAAUGAGCUUGGUGCCGGCAACCCAAAGUCUGCGUAUUUCUCCGUGUGGGUCGUGACUGCGCUCUCUGCGCUAAUCAGCAUCAUCAUUAGCAUUGUGAUCCUCUGCUUGCGCAACUACAUCAGCUACUUGUUCACGGAGGGUGAGGUGGUCUCAAAUGCAGUGGCAGAUCUCUGCCCGCUGCUUGCCGUCACGCUCAUCCUCAAUGGCAUCCAACCCGUUCUGUCAGGUGUCGCUGUUGGAUGUGGAUGGCAACAGUUCGUGGCCUACGUGAACAUCGGCUGUUACUACAUUGUUGGCGUGCCCCUUGGCGCCCUUCUCGGGUUCGUCUUCAAGCUCGGCGUAAAGGGUAUUUGGGGUGGUAUGAUUGGAGGAACUUGCAUGCAGACGGCCAUUUUGCUGUGGGUCACCUUGAGAACAGAUUGGAACAAAGAGGUAGAAGAAGCUCAGAAAAGGCUGAACAGAUGGGAGGAUGAGAAGACGGAGCCCCUUCUUGCGGGGGUCAGCAAUGGCAAUUAACUGAAACCGUGAGGAUCAAUCGGUUAUUUCGACAUCCAUCCAUCACCGUGCAAGUACAAGCCUUUCUCCGGAGUGCUUAGAUUCUCUCUCUUUUCUUACAGUAUCAGUGGUACCAAGCCGCUGAGAAAUUACAUGCACUGAUAAAUGUUACUCGCACGUCGCAAAUUUUUAGUGAAAUGAAAAGGAAGAUUUUAGAAAACAGAAACCUUAUUCUGAUUUUGGUUUUCGUAUCACGGAUGCUGGUUCGCGCUUUA